Messenger RNA from Colletotrichum higginsianum IMI 349063, 465 nucleotides. Its product is annotated as Peroxisomal multifunctional enzyme. The record is from RefSeq and is a predicted model, not a curated record. NCBI's taxonomy places the organism in Eukaryota, Fungi, Ascomycota, Sordariomycetes, Glomerellales, Glomerellaceae. Gene Ontology annotation, cellular component: peroxisome. The transcript is spliced from 2 exons. Bases 1 to 465 code for a protein of 154 amino acids.
AUGUCUUCCAGUGACCGACCGGUGAAGAACGCGGCAGGCCGCUAUAUCAAUGUUGACUUCCGCAAGGCCGCCGGAUACCAGCAUCCGCCCAUCAAGUGCAGCUUCAACCGCCGAGAUGUCCUCCUUUUUGCCAAUGCGAUCGGGUGCCAAAAGGAUGAGCUGCACUUCCUCUACGAGCUGCAUCCCGACUUCGCCGCCUUCCCCACGUUCCCCAUCAAUCUCGCCUUCAAGCAGACGGACCAGGACGUCUUUGACUUCGUCGCGCGCACAGUGACCGGCCACGUCCCGGGCUGCCCGCCCUUUGACGCCCAGCGUUCCGUCGACGGCGAGCGAGGCAUCGAGAUCCUGCGGCCCAUCCCCGUAUCUUCUGACGGUCUAGACCUGGAGGUUCGGAGCAAGGUCAUCGGAGUUUACGACAAAGGCAAGUCAUGCGUCCCAAGGCGAACGGGGGAGGCACGAGACUGA